Gopherus evgoodei (Goodes thornscrub tortoise) is the source of this 2172-nucleotide messenger RNA. It is a transcript of the gene SOD2, whose product is annotated as superoxide dismutase 2. The coding region runs from base 80 to 760 and encodes 226 amino acids. The transcript has 5 exons. The record is from RefSeq and is a predicted model, not a curated record. NCBI's taxonomy places the organism in Eukaryota, Metazoa, Chordata, Testudines, Testudinidae. Gene Ontology annotation, biological process: superoxide metabolic process. Gene Ontology annotation, cellular component: mitochondrion. Gene Ontology annotation, molecular function: metal ion binding; superoxide dismutase activity.
GCGGCGCAGGCGCCUUGUUGGUGACCUCGGGGCAGCGAGCGGCCUCCUGCUGCGCUCAGUCCGGCCCGGACGCGCCGCCAUGGCCAUGCUGUGCCGCCUGGCUCCCCGGGGCAGGAGUUGCACUCAGCUAAUUGCAGCUUUGGGAUGUUCGGCCUCCAGGCAAAAACACACUCUUCCUGACUUGCCUUAUGACUAUGGUGCUCUGCAACCCCACAUCAGUGCAGAAAUCAUGCUGCUACACCACAGCAAACAUCAUGCUACUUAUGUGAAUAAUCUGAAUGUUGCAGAGGAGAAAUAUAAAGAGGCAUUGGCAAAAGGUGAUGUUACAGCUCAGGUGUCUCUUCAACCUGCACUAAAGUUCAAUGGUGGGGGUCAUAUCAACCACACCAUCUUCUGGACAAACCUUUCUCCUAAUGGGGGAGGAGAGCCUCAAGGGGAACUGAUGGAAGCCAUCAAACGUGACUUUGGCUCCUUUGGAAACUUCAAGGAGAAGCUGACGGCAGUAUCGGUUGGUGUUCAAGGCUCAGGAUGGGGGUGGCUUGGUUUUAACCAGGACCAAGGCCACCUGCAGGUCACUGCUUGUUACAAUCAAGACCCUCUGCAAGGAACAACAGGUCUUAUUCCUCUGUUAGGAAUUGAUGUGUGGGAGCAUGCUUAUUAUCUUCAAUAUAAAAAUGUUAGACCUGACUAUCUAAAAGCUAUCUGGAAUGUGAUCAGCUGGGAGAAUGUAUCUGCAAGAUACACAGCUUGCAAAAAAUAAAGUGGAGGUCUCCCACAGACUAUUAAAGAGCACCAGUUCUACUCCGAAAUCAUUUUUGUAGUAGUGUGUUUACUGGCUUGUUAAUGAGUCGUUCCACUGCUGAAAACACUUUAAUGCAUCCAAUGAAACCAUUUGCAAUCAAGCCAAGUAUUGCUUGUCGAAUUCCGUGAAAGGUAUUUACCUAUAGAUUUAAAGCUUUAAACGCUCUUGUGCAACAAAUGGAAACAAUUCUCUAAUUCUUUGUAGGGAUAUAACUUUAAAAUUUCAUUGUGGUCCUACUGAACUUUCCUGUAUUUGAUAGCAGUAAAUUUAAUUGAAUGUAUCUAGUAUUGUCCUUUAUUAUAGAAGGGAAAACCAAGCUAAUCUACAUCACAGUGGCUUUGUGAGGAAUAGUUCCGUAUGAAGCACUAUAAAGGUGCUAAUUAUUAACAACAUACCAAGACAUUUCACAAUACUUGCACAGAUUGUUAGGGAAAUUGUUUCCAAGAGCUUUAAUGAUUUCAAAGGCAAAAGUGGUACUAAAAAUAACUAUUACAAGUUAAAUAUGCAGUGCCAGGUAGCUUCCUUUAGAAAGUGAUAAUAGCAAACUUUUAAAAAAAAAGACUGCAUUGAAUGGGGAGUAGUGGGACGCCUGAUUCACUGGUGGUAAGGGGGUUUGUUAUGCUCUUGAAGCUUCAGUGUAUGAGUGUUGGUCUCUUUAUUUAGGAGCCAGUGAAGAUAGAAGUAUUUUCCCACAGCUGUGUUCCAUUCCAUAUGGAAAUAUAAUUGACAGCAAGUGAUGAUGAUCCGAUUACUGAAUGUUUUCUGAUGUUUAUUGAUCUAACUUAAUUCCUUGUUGCGCUUAAGUAUUCAAGUAGAAAUGUAUGUACCUUAUUUGUUGCCAUAAAUAAAAACAAAAAAAAUCAAUAACUGAAUCCGUAGUAAUAUAACUUUCCCCUUCAGCUGCAGCACAAAAGGACCACCAAGCUGCCUACAUACAACAGGUAUCACAACAAACUUCCUUGGACCUCUGAGGAUGUGUGAUGCAGGGCCAAGUGGGAACUGCUAUGCUUUGUGUGCUCUGCAUUUUUUUUAAAUACAAUACAUGGGGUAAUUGGCUUUGCAAUGUUUUGCCUCUACUAUCUUGGUAAAAUAAGCUUUUUUUCAAGGUGUCUUCCUGAAAAUAGAUAUGGUCUUAUAACUCACAGUUGAGAUAGUAAAUGUAGUUUAGCAAGAAAAUGCAAUACUGGGAGCCAGAAUUGAUUUUAAAUCAGCAAUUUAAAUCAUGGUUUAAAUUACGAAGUCGAAAGCCUUGAUUUAAGUAAUUGUUUUUAAUCAUCUUUUCCAUCUGUACUUUUUUUCUAAAAAAAAAGGUGCAUUCUCAUUGAUAUAACCACUGAAAUGUUGAUUUACAAUAAAAAGCCUUUUCACUA